Messenger RNA from Cutaneotrichosporon cavernicola, 1290 nucleotides. RefSeq lists its product as uncharacterized. Gene Ontology annotation, molecular function: transferase activity, transferring alkyl or aryl (other than methyl) groups; pyridoxal phosphate binding. The coding region runs from base 1 to 1290 and encodes 429 amino acids. The transcript has 3 exons. Lineage: Eukaryota; Fungi; Basidiomycota; Tremellomycetes; Trichosporonales; Trichosporonaceae. The record is from RefSeq and is a predicted model, not a curated record. Gene Ontology annotation, biological process: transsulfuration.
AUGGCCUCCUCUACCAACUUCGAGACCCUCCAGCUCCACGCGGGCCAGGAGCCCGACCCGACCACCCGCGCGACUGCCGUCCCCAUCUACGCGACCUCGUCGUACACCUUCAUCGACUCGGCUCACGCCGCCCGUCUCUUCGCCCUCAAGGAGUUUGGCAACAUCUACUCGCGCAUCAUGAACCCCACCGUCGACGUCUUCGAGAAGCGUAUCGCUGCCCUCGAGGGCGGUGUUGCCGCGCUCGCCACCUCGUCAGGUCAGGCCGCUCAGUUCAUCACCCUCACGACUCUUGCCAGCGCCGGUGACAACAUUGUCUCGACCUCGAACAUCUACGGCGGCACCUACAACCAGCUCAAGGUCCUCCUCCCCCGUCUCGGCAUCAACACCAAGUUUGUUACUGGCGACAAGCCCGAGGACUUUGCCGCCCAGAUCGACGAGAAGACCAAGGCCGUCUACAUCGAGACCAUUGGCAACCCUCGCUUCAACGUCCCCGACUUUGAGGCCAUUGCCAAGGUCGCGCACGACGCCGGCGUCCCCCUCGUUGUCGACAACACCUUCGGUGCCGGUGGCUUCUACUGCCGGCCCAUUGAGCACGGCGCCGACAUUGUCGUCCACUCUGCCACCAAGUGGAUCGGCGGCCACGGCACCACCGUUGCCGGUGUCAUUAUCGACUCGGGCAAGUUUGACUGGGGAGCCAACGGCGCGCGCUUCCCCGAGAUGGUCGAGCCCUCGCCGGGCUACCACGGCCUCAAGUUCUGGGAGACCUUUGGCCCCCUCACCUUCAUCCUCCGUGCCCGUGUCGAGCUCCUCCGUGACCUCGGUGCUUCGCUCAACCCCUUCGGUGCCCAGCAGCUCCUCCUUGGCACUGAGACCCUUGCCCUCCGUGCCGAGCGCCACGCGUCCAACGCCCUCGCCCUCGCCCAGUACCUCGAGCAGCACCCCCAGGUCGCUUGGGUCUCGUACCCUGGUCUCGCCAGCCACCCCACGCACGAGAUGGCGGCCAAGUACCUUAAGCGCGGCUUUGGCGGUGUCCUCUCGGUUGGUGUCAAGGGCGGUGCCGAGAAGGUCGCGGCCACGGUCGACGGCCUCAAGCUCUUCUCCAACCUCGCCAACGUUGGUGACUCGCGCUCGCUCGCCAUCCACCCCUGGUCGACCACGCACGAGCAGCUCUCCGCGGAGGAGCGUGUCGCAUCCGGUGUCACCGAGGACCUCAUCCGUGUCUCGGUCGGCACUGAGCACAUUGACGACAUCAUCGCCGACUUUGAGCAGUCUCUCAAGGCCAUUGCCUAA